UGCAGUGUCCCUCCUCGCCGUCCAUCUUGGAAAGUAGAACGGAGCGUGGCGUUAUAUCAUCAGAGAAGUUAUCAUAAAAGAUGUUUUCUUGCAGUAAAUUUACCUCCCCAGUCGCUAGGAGUAUUGUUGGCAAUGGUCGCGCACUAUCUCGGCCGCUUUCUACCGCCAUUCGUCCCCAGUCACAAACUUUGGCAAUGAAUGUUCAGUCAGCACAAAAGAAUAUGUUUAACCUGUCCCGUGCUGUUGUAUCAAGUCAAUUCUCUAGUAUCCAAAAAGAUAACUUGCAAAGCAAGGCUGUAGUACCAUCCUCUCCCUUGUUAGCUCUGGCCUGCCGAGGCUUUCAGACAAGUUCUCAGGUGCAGGAUGUUGAUUCUGCUGCUAAGUUCAUCGGUGCUGGUGCAGCUACUGUAGGUGUUGCAGGUAGUGGAGCUGGUAUUGGUACAGUGUUUGGCAGUUUGAUCAUUGGUUAUGCCAGGAAUCCAUCCCUCAAGCAGCAGCUUUUCUCGUAUGCUAUUCUAGGCUUUGCUCUGUCUGAAGCUAUGGGUCUUUUCUGUUUGAUGAUGGCCUUUUUAAUCCUGUUUGCCCUGUAAACUGUAUUCCUGAUCAACAUGCGAUCAAUUCAUGCCAUUAAUUUUAGUAGAUGGCUUUGUGGAAGGGCUGUUGUGUGCUUGUGCUAAUUUUAUUUUGUGAACAAAUAACUGUGAUGGUCUCAAAUAAAGUACCUUGUGUAACAUUUUGUACACACUUUA
This is a messenger RNA of Orbicella faveolata, 749 nucleotides long. RefSeq names its product ATP synthase lipid-binding protein, mitochondrial-like. The record is from RefSeq and is a predicted model, not a curated record. Gene Ontology annotation, biological process: proton transmembrane transport; proton motive force-driven ATP synthesis. Gene Ontology annotation, molecular function: proton transmembrane transporter activity. NCBI's taxonomy places the organism in Eukaryota, Metazoa, Cnidaria, Anthozoa, Scleractinia, Merulinidae.